CCGACUGCUAUUGGUCGCGCUCUCCAUUUGUCUAACCCCAUACCGACAGGCUGUUUUAGUUUCGCUUUUGAUUGGACUUACUUUUAUUUUUCAUUUCGCUUUUCUUUAGGUUCGUGGUCAGCUAUGGCCAAUAUUGAGUCGGAAUUGAAUUGUAAUAUAUGCUUGGAUCUUUUAAACGAUCCUCACCAUUAUCCUUGUGGACACAGUUUCUGUCUUCGUUGUAUCAAUGCGCUUAGGAAUAGUGAGAUACAUGCCUGCCCGGAUUGCAGAAGACCUUGUCCAGACAGGACAGACAUCGUCAGAGACUUCAGACUGAAGAAUAUUUUAGAAGCAUAUCGACAAAAUGGAAAUGUUGAGCCUACUCAGAACACAAGCCAACCUUCAGCAACAGUAUGGCUGGGGAGACAAGACCCCGGGAUUCUUCUUGUCAUCGUACUGCUGCUGUUCAUUUCAGUGUAUGCUAUGUUUCGGCUAGAGAGAACAGAGCAGGCUCUUCAAGGUUCUCAGAUUUUGACAGAUUCCACGCAUCCUGUGACCUUUUCCCCUGCAAAGUUAGAAAGAACCGAGGAUGUUUUUCAAGAUUCUCAGAUUUUGCCGGACUCUCAACCUGAACACCUAAACAAGGUGUCUGUCUCCCCGGGUCCUCUCUACCUCCUCUUGGCUCCUCUGCGAUGGCUUUGGCUGCUGGUGGAGGGUGUGGUCAUGUGUGUGUGGUGGCUCAUCUCUUCUCUCAUAUGGCUGGUGUUCCAGUGUGUGUGGUUGGUGUUUGAGUGUGUCAGGCUCGUGUUUGUGAGUAUUUGGGAGGUUGUUAAGUUUUGUUUUUGUUUUGUAUUUGGUGUUCUGAUUCAGUCCUUCAGUAUUUUUGUCUACAUUUGUGGACUUGCAUCUAUAGCAAUAUUCAGCAUACGGUUUCUGAGAAGUGAAAAUCAAACAGCAACUGGGAGGUAGGAUUCAUAAUCCUCUUGUGUGUUCUCAAGAGAAUGGUGUACUGUUGGACUGAUGGCCCGAGUCUUAUAUGAACCCGUUCAUAGAUCAUUAAGAACAUAAUGCUAACAGUCACUUUUGUUCUAUUACUCUGUCAGCACAAGCCUAUCUAGUCGAGUUGACACAAUCAAAAUGUUGGUUGAUGAUCAAUUGACAUACAUAAAAUUGCAAUUGAAUUAUUAAUUGUUCUGUUUCAACAUCAGUGUGUAGUUACAGUAUGUAGGGAAUAGGGAUGUGAGUGUACAGGCAGGGAUGUAAAGUAAAUGAGUAGAAAUACUCAAAUACAGUACUUAUGUAUGAAUGCGGAGUAUCUGUACUUUUCUUGAAUUUUGUUACUACAUUUUUAAAAUGAAAUGUCUACUUUUACUCCUCUACAUUUUCAUUAGCAGCAAUAAGUAGCCUACAAUGUAGGGUAAAAUAUGUGCAAAUGAAGACAAAAGCCAUUCAGCAUGUUGUGUUAGAUAUUUGCAACUGCAAGAUUUUCUGACCUGAUGUCAUUACAGGACACAGCAAUGAAUGAAGACAAAGUGACAGAGUGUAGGCCUAGCACAAACAGCUAACAGGGGAGCUACACCAGCCGCAUAACUGAAGCGUUCCAUUCGUCAUGCGUAAAAUCCAUUUUAGAAGACUGGUCUAUUUUUUUAUGUACUUUACGCGCCACUGUUGCGUCUGAUGUAGCUACAGUAUGUCCAUUGAUUAUAGUGAUUAUUAACAGCUGCAGCAUACGCGUCACGAACCGACUGCUUCAGUUACGCGGCUGGUGUAGCUUUCCUGGCAUGCUGUAGCACACAAAGGCCUACGUAGGCUGUUGCAAAGCCAUCGAUAUCUCAAAGUUGCGACAGCCGUUGAUUUCCAUGUUAAAGCCAGAUUAGAUCGGUCACGUGCCGCCAUUGUUUGUUCACGGGAGUCAAUGGAAGUGUCGCAACUUUGUUAUAUCGAAGGCUUUCUGUUGUAAGGAACUGAAUUAAAUAAAAAAUAAAAAAAAUGGUGUGAUGUAAAUGCCUUUCUAAACAUGUUGGAUAAACUUCAUUAUACAGUAGGCCUAUAAAAAGAAGCAGCGGUGAAAAAUGAAUGGCAGCCAUACCUUUGUUCAGACUUCAAAGACAUUGUGUACGCAGUGUGCACCAAGUUUUAAGGUACUGCAACUGUAUUAACACUGUAGCUUAUCCAAAGUUCUGACUGCUCUCUUUUUCAUUAAAAGCAUAACAAGGGAGAGGGUUGUCACCCCACCUGGCCUCCAAAGCGUUUACUAGUACUUUAUUCAAUACUUUAAGUGUGUUUUAAUUUUCUGUUCAAAUAUCUGUACUUCUACUCUAGUGUGGGUUUCGGAUACUUCAUACAACUCUGGGUAGGCCUACAGGUAAAGACCCAUUUGGUACAGGAUAUUAUGUGCACCGAAUGUACAGUCUGAAGCAGUAAUCAACAGUAUGCUUUUUUUGCGUGCAGACCAUAUGUCAGUUUAGAAAAGAACAAACUGUUUUUCAAAAGCACCAUU
This is a messenger RNA of Sardina pilchardus (European sardine), 2479 nucleotides long. RefSeq lists its product as uncharacterized. The coding region runs from base 124 to 948 and encodes 274 amino acids. NCBI's taxonomy places the organism in Eukaryota, Metazoa, Chordata, Actinopteri, Clupeiformes, Clupeidae. The record is from RefSeq and is a predicted model, not a curated record. The transcript is spliced from 5 exons.